Rhincodon typus (whale shark) is the source of this 2331-nucleotide messenger RNA. Its product is annotated as leukemia-associated protein 7-like. NCBI's taxonomy places the organism in Eukaryota, Metazoa, Chordata, Chondrichthyes, Orectolobiformes, Rhincodontidae. The record is from RefSeq and is a predicted model, not a curated record. The coding region runs from base 225 to 770 and encodes 181 amino acids. The transcript is spliced from 2 exons.
GGACCUUACAACCCAGAGCAGGGACACAGCACCAUUGAAGCAAUUCUUCAUAAGGCAUCUAUCUAUGUCCUGGGCAGGCUUUUUGCACUUGUUACAUUCAAUCGAGUCAAAAUCAUUGGUUCUAAAGGUGUCAAGGGGGUGGAGCAAACAGGUCGUUCAGCCGUCUUUCUUUUCCAAGCUGGGGCCUCGUCCUGCAGUAGGGAGAAGUCCACUGGAGGUGGAGAAUGCAGAGUCCUGUAGCCCACCUGCAAAUCUGCGUCGCCCACCAGCAAUCCGCCUUAAGCAUUCUGCACCAAUACCUCCAGGAUCAGCGGCACCUUGGUCCGGCCCAGCCCAGCCCCUCUCAGACCCCCAGGAGCAGCUCUACGUUGAGGCAACCCAGCUUCAGCAGCGGGACCAGGAGGAUCCCACCCUCAGCUACUUCCAGCAAACGCAGGACCAUCCUGCAGGUCGCCCGAGAGAGCAAGUUAACCCGGUUAACAGGCUUCAUUUCAGGUUUACUGAAUCUGGAGCAAAAUGCAUUGUCUGCACUGCAAGAGACGCACCUCCACGUGGAGUGUAAGCUCAGCGCCGAGCUCAGAAAUCUCUGCAGUCGCCUGGCAGCCCGAGAAGAUUGUCUCCGAUUAGAUGCGGAUCUGAAAGCGAUCGAGCAGUGUUUGCGAGACAUUGCCCUGCAGCUGUUAAGUUCACUGUCCUCAAAUAAGUCAGGUUCACACCUGCAGACCAUUCCCGUGCUGAAAGAACUCUUUAAAAAGUUCCUGGUUAUUUGAAGUCAUGGAAAUCAGAUGAUCUAGCCUCUGUCAUAAUUCACUGAUAGGGACAGCAACAGCAUGAGCAAUAUUUGUAACCAUUGUACCGCCUCAGUCCAUGUGGAUUAUCAGUUUUCGUUGUGGUUCUGUAAUAACUGGGCAGUUUACAGUUCAUGUAUUUCUGUGGAACUUGGAUCAUUCAGGCAGACUGGGUGAAGAUGGUAGAGUUCAUUCUGUCAAGGACUUUAGUAAAUCUGACAGAUUACUGGACUGGCAUCAACUUUUUUUUUAAUCUUCUGACUUGUUUAAACACUGCAUUCAAGCUUUCAAAUUGCCAGGGUGGGAUUUAAACUCACAACUUUUAGGUUAUUAAUUCAGGGUUCUUAUCCCCGGAUACGAGAUGCUGGUGUUAUUUUUGAAACUGUGAAUGGCAGGUAUGGUUUGUCAAAAUAUACAGUGUGGUUCACAUGUAGUGCUGCUCUCCCAGCUGAGGUUACCGCAAAGGAUUCUCCUUCACAGUGUCUCCCCUCGCCUGGGGCAUGCUGACCCUCAGGUUAAACCAGCUACCAGUCGCCCUCUGUCUCUGAGAAUAUUUGAAAUGAAGAAUAUUACACAUCCGAGCGUUCAUGCAAUUCUAGACAAUAGAACUUUGGCGACUUCAUAUACAAGUACACGCGACACUUUCAGACAGUGGCAACAACAGCUGUUAUGGCAGCGUACUGCCCUGGCACCACAUAUUGGCAUCGGAGCCAUGUGCAGCUGAUCAGUUUUCUUCACACCAUCAUUGGCAGCUGUUCCUUCAACUGGUUAGAUUCUAAGGUUUGGUGUUGUAAUGUGGCUAAGUGUCAAUUUUUUGUCUUAUAGCAUUACCACAAAGCAUCCUUAAAGCAUUUUUAUCACAUUAAAGGUGCCGUGUAAAUAAGGAUUGUUACUGCUUGCUGAUCUGACGCCUAAUGGUACAAGACAGAUACCGACCUUUGUAGUGUGUUGGUACAGAGAUUAGUUGAACGUACUGGUGUGUAAGAUGUAGUGUUAAACCAAUCUAUUCACUUCUGGAAAAUUGAACUCCAGGACCUAUGUGUACUUGCAUUUGGUCCUCAAUGGAGCCGGAGGCUGUCUGCUCCAGGCCAGCCGCAUUCUUUUUCUCUCUCUCCGUUUUUUUGUCUUUUUUUUUCAUUUUCUUCAUCUUCCUGUUAUCGUGCAGAGGCCAGAGCGGUAAGGGUGGGGACUCAUGGCUUCAUAGAUCUGAUGGACUCAUGGAAUGGUGGCAGGGUGUCAGCUGCAGCGAUGGUGGAGCGGGGGCUCCUGGCUGUGGGAGACCCGGAGCAGGGACCUUGCAGAAGUCCUGGAGCCAUGUCUGGGACCCCAGUCAAUGAAGAUGAACUGUAUUUGAGUACUUUCUUUUAUUCUUCUUCUACCUUAAAAUGGCACUGGAUUGUGGCGACAGCACACUUCACUGUACCUCCCUAGAUGUAUGUGACAGUAAAUAAAUUAUUCUUCAUUCAUUCAAUGCUUUGCUCUUUGCAUUAGAUCCAGCAAGAGUUGUUGUGGCGAGAUCUUCAGCAUGUGUUGUCUUACAUUU